Messenger RNA from Schizosaccharomyces octosporus yFS286, 2487 nucleotides. RefSeq lists its product as uncharacterized. The record is from RefSeq and is a predicted model, not a curated record. Lineage: Eukaryota; Fungi; Ascomycota; Schizosaccharomycetes; Schizosaccharomycetales; Schizosaccharomycetaceae. The coding region runs from base 530 to 2293 and encodes 587 amino acids. The transcript has a single exon. Gene Ontology annotation, cellular component: nucleus; mitochondrial outer membrane; cytosol.
AAGUACGGUAUUUAGGUAAACAAGUGAAACCUCUCUUUUGCCAAACUCAACAUUGCAGGGUUUGUUGUGCAAAAUCUCAAUUGAGUGAUUUUUGAAGUGAAAUCGCAUAGGAAAACAUUUGCGUUUUCAUACUAUAGAAAAACUAUACCGAUUUGAAAGAGUUCCUACGCUUCAAAGAAUAAUAGAACGGAAGAGUACGUUAGUAAGUAUAUAUGCAGACGAUUUGAAGAAAAAAUAGUUAAAAAAACGGUUUAAUAGGGCUUUUUUAUCUCUAUUGUCGAGAAAACUAUAAAAGGAUAGAAACUUGAUCUCCUUACACAUCUUUCUAAAUGAGCGUAUUUGAGUAACACUACUACUUUUUUACAUUUACAUUUUUGACUUUUUUUUUGGAUUUUGAACAUUACUAUUUCUUGCGUAUUUAAUCUACAACCCAAUCGAAAGUUGUAAACAAAAAGUUAUCUGGAUUUCAUCGUGUCUUUCAUAAAUCAAAAAUACCUCUUUUUUUUAGGCAAUUUGAUAGGUUAACAACAUGUUUAAUAUCGGUAAACGCUUUCGUCUCCCCUCUUUGUACAAAAGCGACGCUGAAGAGAAGGUCCAAUUCGAUAAGAAUGAAUAUGUCUCGGGAUUGCGAACACUUAUGCAUGGUUUUGACUUGAUGUUAAAUGACGACGUAACAGGAACGAAAGAAGUGUUCAAUAACGACACAGUUGAAAGCUGCAUUGGUAAAGCCGGUAACGCUUUCUAUCAUGCGAUUCUAGGACUUGAACCGACUGCUAUUGAAGAGGCAUGGAAUUGUCUAAUUUUAGCAGAACAACAAGCUGAUGAACGACGAAAAUUUAUGGAAAACCAUAACUUCCGUUUAGGAAGUUACCCAAAUGGGUAUGAGUACCAACUAUGUGUUUGUGAUCUUUCUCUUAUGCAAUCGAUUUUGGGCUUCGUUGCUGGAUCUUUACUUGAUAAUGUAAAGUCUGCGUAUCGCCUUCGUAAAACAUUUCUUUCGUUUACAAAAAUGAUGGAGCAUGUUCGGGAGAUUCAGCAAAAGAAGGAAACCGGAGAACUUCAAGUAAACGAUCCAAAUGCUCAAUUCGUAGAUGAGUUUAUUGAGUCUGGUGUAAGUACUGGAUAUGGUGUAUUAACAUUCUUGAUUUCACUGUUAUCUCCUUCCAUCUUGAGAGUGCUCUCGUUUUUUUCCAUGCACGGCAAUCGCAAAGAUGCUGUACAGCUGAUGUGGAAAGCCACCGCCUAUCCCAAUAUGCAGGGAGCCAUUGCAUUGUUGUGUCUUUAUGCCUUUAAUGCCAUGGUCCAGAGUUCUGCAAGUAUUGUACCAUUGGACUAUGCUAAUGAAUUGAGCCGAUGUCAAGAUGGAAUCAAUAGUGUACGCCAAAGGUAUUCCAACGGAGCAAUUUGGGCCGUUAUGCAGGGAAAACUCUACUAUUUGAGAGGAGAUUCCGAAAAAGCACUAGAGUUGGAAAAGACUCGUAUUGAUACUAGUAUGGAACAAAUCAUUGCCAUGAAAGGAUUUGAUACUGCUAUGCUUUAUGUCGGUAUCCGAAAAUUCAAAGAAGCUGCUCAAGCCAUUCUAGAUUUAGAAGACUUAAAUUCUUGGUCACACUCAUUUUAUCGGUUUUUUGCUGGUUGUUGUAUGUUACAGCAUUCCAGAGAAUUAAAGAACAAUGGAGGCAAUAAAGAAGAGUCGGAGAUAUACUCAGCGAAAGCAUCUGAGUAUUUGAAGCAAUCACCGACGUUGGUUCAAAAGAAGAAGAAGAGGGUGCUACCCGUAGAGAUGUACUUGGUUCGCAAAGUUCAAAAAUGGGAAGAUAGAGCAGCUAAACUAAAGGUUGAUUUGGUUGAUGCCAUGGACAUCCCUCCAUAUAUAGAGUUGAUCUACAUUUUCGUAACUUGGUGUUUGAAUAAUCCAAAGCAUGUACUCAUACUUCGUUCUGAGCUUGAGCAGUGUCAGUGUACUGAAGACGAUGAUGUUGCACUUCGAGAAUUUCUGCUGGCAGUUGUUGAAAGACAUUUGAAGGAUUUUGAAUCAUCAAGGGCUCGGUUGAUCCGCGUUAUGAAUAUGAACAAAGAUUAUCUUUCACAAACUAAUCGUGAUUUUUGGGUUCUUCCCAGUGCUCAUUAUGAAAUGGCAGCACUAGAAUGGGACAUGAAGGCUUUGGAAGCUGAGCGAGAGGUAACCCAGCAACUGAAAAAGGCUCAAGAAUAUCAUAAUUACGAUUUGGAAGGAAGAUUAUCCAUGUUAACGCAAGCCGCACUUCAGACAGUACAGUCUGAAAAGUCGUAGAGGAAUGAAAAAUGAUGUGCAGAGGGAAUACAGCCAUUUACUGCACAUGUAUCGAGAAAAUCAUCUGAUGAAUUCAUGUUAUCCAUUUCAAUUCUAUUUUUAUCUUACAAUGUGAGGUAACGCAAAUUGUCAUGGUUUAUAUAAGUUUAGUUUUCAUUUUGGUUAUUUGAUUUAAUUGAUUAUUUAUUGUUGUA